This is a messenger RNA of Penaeus vannamei (Pacific white shrimp), 768 nucleotides long. RefSeq names its product U6 snRNA-associated Sm-like protein LSm2. NCBI's taxonomy places the organism in Eukaryota, Metazoa, Arthropoda, Malacostraca, Decapoda, Penaeidae. The record is from RefSeq and is a predicted model, not a curated record. Gene Ontology annotation, biological process: mRNA splicing, via spliceosome. Gene Ontology annotation, cellular component: catalytic step 2 spliceosome; Lsm1-7-Pat1 complex; P-body. Gene Ontology annotation, molecular function: RNA binding.
AUACAUACAUUCCCUGACAUCCGCAACAACGUUUUUCAACCAAAACAUAAACAAACUCAAUUUUACCGGUGUAAAAUGCUGUUCUACUCUUUCUUCAAAUCCCUUAUUGGGAAGGAUGUGGUGGUAGAGCUAAAGAAUGAUCUCAGCAUCUGCGGGACUCUGCAUUCAGUAGACCAGUAUCUAAACAUUAAACUCACAGACAUCAACGUCACAGAUACUGAGAAAUACCCACACAUGCUGUCCGUGAAGAAUUGCUUCAUCAGAGGAUCAGUCGUGCGAUAUGUGCAACUUCCUGUAGAUGAAGUAGACACGCAGCUGCUCCAAGAUGCGGCAAGGAGAGAAGCGCAGCAACAACGGCAGUAGAUUGUAUGGUUUUUAUUUUUAGUUUGGGAAGAAGGUGGUCUCGUCACCUUUCGAAUUCUGUUGGCAGAAAUAAAUGUUUUGUCUUCAUAGGUUAUCUUCCUUUUAACUGAAAUUGAUUUAGUUUUGUCUUCUCCUUUUUAUAAAGAAGUUAGAUGCUGAAAUAUUCAUUGUAUUGUAAAUGCAGAUGAUAUUAAGUAAAUGAGAUAAUAACCUUUGUUGUACACAUUUUUAGAUAUUAAAACCUCUCUACAGCAUAUAAUGGUGAAAAUUAAAUGAAAGAGCAUUUCCAUUUUCUAAUUUCUGUGAAAUGAUAUGCUUAAGUUUAAGCAAGAAAAAAUAAAUAAAGUGGAUAGGGUAAGAAUUAUAAUUUAUCAUGUGACUUUUCCAAAUAAAAGAUAAAAAUCA